This is a messenger RNA of Talaromyces marneffei, 1701 nucleotides long. RefSeq lists its product as uncharacterized. Gene Ontology annotation, molecular function: protein binding. The record is from RefSeq and is a predicted model, not a curated record. The transcript is spliced from 2 exons. Lineage: Eukaryota; Fungi; Ascomycota; Eurotiomycetes; Eurotiales; Trichocomaceae. Bases 1 to 1701 code for a protein of 566 amino acids.
AUGACAUCCAAACGGAGCCAACUGGCUCAUCACUCUCACCCCGCCCCAGCUCAAAGCAAAUAUGUCCCAUUCAAGCUCAUCCCAGCCGAUCCAGGCAUCAGCCAGAUGGACAAGACUACCCUAACUCUAGCCAAUACCCUUGCCUACCUCGAUGGUGAUGCUGGAAUCCCACGAUCGUUGCUGAUACGUGCAGGUUGUCCGCAGAGAAGGUGGAAUCUCGAUGGGGAGCCGGAAAACACAUCACCAACCGAGACGGGGGUUGCAUCUGGUUUGGUCGGGGUUUUGUCUAGUGCUGAGCAUCUUCGAAUUGCCAUCGACCAGUUGUGUUUCCGAGGGGCACUCGGUCCUGCUGUGCUACUUGGUGGCGAGAAUCGGGAUGUCUUCAGGAUGGGUGCUGGGAGUAGCACCAUGUACAAGCAGAGUAGUGUGGUGGCCCCGCAGCAUGGGAUGUUGCAGGCCUUGCUGCUUGUUUGUCAUGCAUUUCCGGUGGAUGUCUACUUGGACGCUGAUUUUCGUGAGCUAGGUUCGGCAUACACUCCCCAGCUUCAAUAUGUCAUCACCCAACAUUACGACGCAUUGCAAGCUCUAGGUAUCCUAUCACAUGAGAUGAGACGAACAGUGGCGUACGCAAUAAUUCGCAGCUCGCAUUUCUCGUCAACAGCGUGGCGAACAGAGGCUAUCGAAAGAGCCGAGAAGAUCGCAGCGAACUUGGUAGAACCCGACAGGUGCCUAGAUAUGAUGAUUCUCACGCAGAAGAUCAUUCAGAAUCGGCCUAGUAUGAGUUCAGAAGACUUUGGUGGUUGCUCCGGCUUCACUGCCGCUGGCAAAAAGUUGAAUGCUCUAUCUGGACAAGUGUUUCUUUCUCGUUCCAAUAUGUAUAUGCGAAACGAGGAGGAUAUUGAGGUCGCCUUUUCGUUAUUGAGAAAGAUCCGUCCUAUCGACCAGGAACAUAUUUCCACACUGGAAGAGCUUAUUUUACAGCAAAAGGCUCUCUGUUGGGGUCGACUACUGCGGUUCCAGGGUCAAUUCGAAGACGCUCGCUCACUACUGGAAGCCGUAUACGAUGCGCGGCAAUACCCUGAAGGUGUUGUCUCUGUUGGUGAAUCUAACUGCGAGUUGAUAUCGCAGUUAGCGGAAACAAACUGCGAAUUGGGUGACCUUGUGAAGGCGGAGGAGUUAGUCUCGCCCAAACUGGAACGUAUCUUUGAGAAGACCAACAACAACACCAAUCUCAUUCAAUACAAGGCUGACAUCUUGAGAUUAAAAUUUUCCCAGGCGGAAGCAGCCCUACAGCAGGGUGAGUACUGGAGAGCCUUUGACCUCUAUCGGGACAUGAACCGGUAUAUCUGGAGUACUCGGGGCCGCCAAAGUUGGGUCCGGGCCGUGUGUCGCAUGCACAUGGGCCUUGCGCGAGUGCAUCAUCGCCAAGGUGAAUGGUCCUUUGCAUUAAAGUACUGGGAGCGAGCGUUGAGGAUGUAUGAGAAGCAUUUUGAUUCUCAGGACUUUGGUACUGUGGUUACGUAUGCGUCGAUUGCUUAUGUAAAGGUACGGUUGAAUGAUAUGGAUGGUGCGAUGUCUUUUGCGAUGGAAGCUCAAGAACUAUUCAAGAUUACUGGUCGACAGCACUGGUAUACUGGGUUAGGGACUGUGUGGUAUGAUGAGAUGCUCUCUGAAUUGAAGAAUGUCUUGAAAUUAGUCUGA